This is a messenger RNA of Magnusiomyces paraingens, 1896 nucleotides long. RefSeq lists its product as uncharacterized. The record is from RefSeq and is a predicted model, not a curated record. NCBI's taxonomy places the organism in Eukaryota, Fungi, Ascomycota, Dipodascomycetes, Dipodascales, Dipodascaceae. Bases 1 to 1896 code for a protein of 631 amino acids. The transcript has a single exon.
AUGAGCGCUGAAGUUUUAUUUGAAUCCUCCCAAAAUGAUCAAUACCUCGAACUCAGCUCUUUAACAACAGCUCACUUGGAUAUCGCAGAUUGGGCAAACUACCACCAGCACUCUGGCUCUGCCUCCUCAGGCCAUGUACCAUAUCCUGCAUCUGUCUCCUCUGCAGAACUUCGAGCCUGGUUCCGUGCAUACCCAUCCAGCGGGAAACUUCCUUCAACAAAAACCUCAGCAGCUGCACAGCCAAAUACCAAUUCAGUAUCGUCAUACUUUGGAAAAGAAUACAUGACACAAGACCCAAGAAGCCAGGCUGCAUUCCUAGAAGCCUUGACAAGCGGGGGGUUAGACCAGAAUAGUAGUAAAAGUGAAGUAACACCACAAAUAAUGGAUUUCCCCUCAAGUAGUACACCUCGAAACAAAAACUUAAGAAUCUUGGACAACUUGUUGUUGCUAACCUCUGAGUAUAUCGAUGAUUCACACCAGAGUAUAUACAUGAUUUUCUCAUACCUACUGAGGAAAAUGGUAGAAGUAUGCGAUGCCAGUUCUAGUUGGAGCUGGGCUGAAAUCUACCUCCGUUCAUUCUCCCGAUUGAUCAGCCAAUCUCAAGUUGACCCCAAAGAAGACUCAAGUCAAGCCAAAAAUACCCCGUUUUCAUCGUCCCCACACUCGCAAACAUCUUCAUCAACAACUUCUUCUAAAAAAUCAUCACGUCGCCGGUCAAGUGAAGCCAGGAGAAUGUUUCACGCAUACCGUACUUCAUUUCUAAUCUCUCUGACGUGUUACCUGGCCUGUAAAAUGGCUGAGUUUGAUCCCGCACGUGAACCUCAAAUGUCCAAAGUGUUUACCCAGAAUAUCAUACCCAUGUUGACCAGUCUAUGCAAUAACCAGUCAGAUGUGUGUGAUACCCCAGGUGUAGCGUUGAUGUAUAUUUUUGUGCGUGUAGAUAUCCCAAUUCAAGAGUUGAUGUUCAAAUACCAGCGAGCUACUCUUUAUACCAAAGAUCACAAGACUACCGACAAAAGUUACUUUAACAAUGAAGAAAUCAGUGAAGAUGGAAGUACAACGUUUAGCCCAACAACAAGUCUAAGUGAAUUGUCCAGCCCAGGCUCUAAGUUGCAAUACUUGACUUACAGGCUGAUCCAUCCUGAAUCAAUGAUGAACAACAAUCCAAUUAAAUUUAUCCCCAAGUUCUUACAUGUUUUUUGGCUCUGGUGCGUGGCCAUGGGAUACUACCGGCGAUGCUGGACACGGGCAGGGAAUGACGCAAACCAUAUGGCUUCCUUUUCAGCUUCUCUCCUCUCACCCUUUUCUGCCCCGCAGCCCUUGAGGUUUUACAACCAAAGCAUUAACGAGGCCACUUUCUGCAGUCAGGACGAGAGUUUUUUACAAGUGUUUAAAAAGCUUGUUAUUGACAGUUAUAUCAUGGAGAGUGAUGCGAGUGUGCGGCGGUUGUAUGCCGUAGUAUUUUCCAUCAAACGGCUACCCUUUGGAGAAGACGAGUCUGCACCUCCUUCACCGCUCUACUUGAACGGCCGCAACCAGAUUCUGUAUCAUGCCGGAUACAGCAUGAUUCUGAGCGAGUUUGCAGAGCCCCGGAUUUAUGCGACAUCGGUGGAACUCACACGGCUGGUGCAAAACUCGUUAUGCAGAUUGAUUCCAAAACACGUCCACUGGAAGCUGCUUAUGUUGUCGUUGUUCAAGGUCCCGUCAACAGCACCGGCAACAUCAUUGGCACGGUACUAUCGGAAAAAUAAAAAACUGAGCAGUGUUGGAAGAAGCCUAGUUGCAGUUAAAAAGAAAGUGUUUGUGACGUCUGUACAGCGUGCAAUGUUUGAUAGGUUUGUAUAUUAUAUGCCGUCGCUAGUAUGGGAUGGUGUUUUAAAGGAAGGCAAGUAUUGA